AUGAACCGGCCUCACCGCGGGGCUGCGGGCAGCCGAGGCCUGGGCACCAUGGAGGUGAAGAGUAAGUUUGGAGCAGAAUUUCGACGAUUUUCUCUGGAGAGAUCCAAACCUGGAAAGUUUGAGGAGUUCUAUGGAUUAUUGCAGCAUGUGCACAAGAUACCAAAUGUUGAUGUUCUAGUGGGGUAUACGGACAUUCAUGGAGACCUGCUGCCUAUCAAUAAUGAUGACAAUUAUCAUAAAGCAGUUUCCACAGCCAAUCCCCUACUCAGGAUUUUCAUUCAGAGAAAAGAAGAUGCAGACUACAGUGCCUUUGGUACGGAUACUAUGACAAGGAAGAAAAAUGUCUUAUCAAAUGUGUUACGUCCGGAUAAUCACAAGAAGAAACCGCACAUUGUCAUUAGCAUGCCGCAAGACUUCAGACCAGUGUCUUCUAUUAUAGAUGUAGAUAUUCUUCCCGAAACCCAUCGUAGGGUACGACUUUACAAAUAUGGAACUGAUAAACCCCUGGGGUUCUAUAUACGAGAUGGCUCUAGCGUCAGAGUAACGCCACAUGGAUUAGAGAAAGUUCCGGGGAUUUUCAUAUCUAGGCUUGUCCCUGGAGGUCUGGCUCAAAGCACAGGCUUGCUGGCUGUUAAUGACGAAGUACUGGAGGUGAAUGGAAUAGAGGUUUCGGGAAAAAGCCUUGAUCAGGUUACAGACAUGAUGAUUGCAAACAGCCGUAACCUGAUCAUUACGGUAAGACCAGCAAACCAGAGAAACAAUGUUGUGAGGAACAGUCGGACUUCUGGCAGCUCCGGUCAGUCUACUGAAUCUAGCCUUCCGAGUAGCACGCCAAAUAUUUUAGCAAAUUUCUUGCAAGGAGAAGAGGAGAGCGAUGAAGAGGACAUUAUUAUUGAAGAUAGUGGUGAGCCACAGCAGAUUCCAAAAGCCCCACCUACCAGUGAAAGUCUAGAAUCGUUGACACAAAUUGAACUCCUUCAUGAGUCAACACAAAAUGGAUUCCUUCCUUCCAGUGAGAUGAACUUGAAUCAUUCAGCAGGCAGCAUUAACAUGGAAUAUGAAGUACAAGAUCCAGAUCAUAAGUCAUUAGAAGAAGAUGGAACUAUAAUAACACUAUGAAAUUACA
Molecule: messenger RNA, 1126 nt
Organism: Gavia stellata (red-throated loon)
Lineage: Eukaryota; Metazoa; Chordata; Aves; Gaviiformes; Gaviidae
Gene: PARD6B
Product: par-6 family cell polarity regulator beta
Exons: 3
Coding region: 1-1119 (372 amino acids)
Biological process (GO): centrosome cycle; establishment or maintenance of cell polarity; regulation of cellular localization
Cellular component (GO): nucleus; cell cortex; apical plasma membrane
Molecular function (GO): protein kinase C binding
Source: RefSeq, a predicted model, not a curated record